CUAACUAGUCGUGCCCAAUCACUUACAUGUGAGUGGUGGAAUAUUCAUUAUGAUACAGAGCAGUUUGUCAUGCGGCUGCAAUCUACGAGUUCUACCGAUUUAGCUUUCAUCUCCGAGCAAGAGGUAGAUGUCCAGCUGCAUUCACAGACCGUCGAGGCCGGACUCAUUUGGGCCCGCCUACAGUCACGCCUCGGUCAUCUCGGUUUCCUUCGUAAUGCCCAUCUCUCUGCAGUGUCAGCAGGUCGAGCUGCUUACUCUGGGUCUGGUUGUGAAACCAGUAAAAGUGAUGCCUCACCACUAGAAUGUCCUACAUGCCUUCUAGUACACUCACCCGCCCGUCCCACAUUUGUAUUGCUGCCCGGAUGCUGGCAUAGCCUCUGUCUGGUCUGCUACAACAGGAUAAAUGGUGCAGGUAGCAAAACACUAGCGCGGAGAUGCCCAGUUUGCAGGACUCCAUUCACAGAGACCCCAGGCGACCAGUUUGGUUGCAUGUCAAACCUAGCUAGUUCGCGAGCUUUUCGUAGGCGUCCCAUCACCCUGGUUCAUUUCUCUCAGGAGUCUGGGCCACCUACUGUUACCCAAACUUCCCCAGGUGUCUCCUCCAGGUCCGUUAUCUCCUCAUCUGACUCUGUGAAUCAAUGGGCAGAGCAGCCUGGCAGGUCGGAAGAAAUUAGCCGAUCCGACUCUAACCUG
Molecule: messenger RNA, 693 nt
Organism: Protopolystoma xenopodis
Lineage: Eukaryota; Metazoa; Platyhelminthes; Monogenea; Polystomatidea; Polystomatidae
Source: the annotation of a GenBank genome assembly